AUGACUUCCCAUGUACUGUUUGUAUUUUUCGUCUUCAUGCUAAUUAACCUAGACAAGUCCCGUCAGUACCGAGGACCACCUAAGACUGGACUGGAGUGGGUGAUUGUUAUCUGGAUUAUUGGGUUCAUUUGUCACAGCAUUCUUACUUUAAUGUCCAUUGGAGCUCGUCGUUACUUCAGUUUCAUUUGGAACUGGUAUGACCUGCUCACUCAUGUUGUCUUCUUAAUGACGUUUCUGUUCUGGGGAAAGGCCUACUUAGAUGUUCAGCACUAUCCCAAUACUGAAGAAAGAAAAGCAUGGCCAAGUUUUGAUGCUACCUUAAUCCACGAAGGGUUGUUGGCUAUCGCUAGUGUCAUGGCAUUUGGUCGCAUACUGUAUUUUUUACAACAAAGUGCAACAAUUGGUCCAUAUCAGAUAUCUCUGGAACGUAUGUCUUUUGACAUUGUAUCAUUCCUGUCGGUAGCAUUUAUUAUAAUAUUGUCUUUUGCUACUGGUAUGACCCGGCUGUACCAGUACUACAAUGGCAUGGUGCAGAUUGAUGAAAAUAAACACAAGAAAGCACAACUGUCUUCUUUUGUUAGGUUUGACUAUUCUGUGAAAACUUUAUUUUGGGCCUUGUUCGGAAUGUCCCCAGUGGAAGCAGCUGACGUAAUCAUAUCUAACCUUGAAACUGGGGGAAAAACCAUCAGACACCAUCUAUUCACAGAAGGAGUUGGUCAUUUUUUGUAUAGUCUGUAUCAUCUCAUCAUCGGUAUUGCUCUUAUCAACGUUCUCAUCGCCAUCCUCACUACAUCUUAUCAGGACGUAGUGGACAAUGCAGAUACAGAAUGGAAGUAUUCCCGUACCCGUUUAUGGCUAAGAUACAUCAACUACCCCUCAACUAUUCCCCCUCCACUGAGCCUUAUCCCACUAGUUGACUUCAUUGGUAACAAAAUUUCUGAACACAGAAAACUGCCACGAGAACAAACUCAGAAUAUACAAUGCUCUCUAAAAAGCGUGGAAACAAAGGAGGAAAGUAAAGGUUGGUGGCAGCCUCAGCCUCUGAUUCAAUCAAAUCAGGAAUACCCCAAAACUUCAGGGCAAAGAAAGGGGCCAGAUUAUGAUCUCAUAGAAGGGAAGAAAGAUGGUGAACUUGGGAUAGAAGAGGCGGAACAGAUCAGAGUGGAGAAAUGA
Messenger RNA from Limulus polyphemus (Atlantic horseshoe crab), 1173 nucleotides. RefSeq names its product short transient receptor potential channel 5-like. Gene Ontology annotation, molecular function: inositol 1,4,5 trisphosphate binding; store-operated calcium channel activity. The record is from RefSeq and is a predicted model, not a curated record. The transcript is spliced from 7 exons. Gene Ontology annotation, cellular component: membrane; cation channel complex. Gene Ontology annotation, biological process: manganese ion transport; regulation of cytosolic calcium ion concentration; calcium ion transmembrane transport. The coding region runs from base 1 to 1173 and encodes 390 amino acids. NCBI's taxonomy places the organism in Eukaryota, Metazoa, Arthropoda, Merostomata, Xiphosura, Limulidae.